AUGGCGGCGCCGAUGCCGGCGCCGGCGUACGAUCUGCGCUGCAGCUUGCUAGAGGAAGGAUGGCUGCCGCAGCCGCAGCCGCAGGCUUGGACGGUGGCGCCACGCCUGGUGCCAAAACCCAAGAAAACCAACCCUCCAUGGGUCGGCGCAUUCAGGGCGUUCGCCAACACGGCGUGUGUCCUAUUUAUAGUCUUCAUCUUCGCGGUCAUGGUUCCACGGAGCAGGGACAAGGACCACCUGGUCGGCAACUGUGUUAUCUCCGUGCUCCUCUCGCUUGGCAUACCUGCCAUGGUGUAUACCCUCACAAUGGACCUUGAUGGUCAACCUCCAGGUGCACGCAAUGCGUGA
Molecule: messenger RNA, 348 nt
Organism: Triticum urartu
Lineage: Eukaryota; Viridiplantae; Streptophyta; Magnoliopsida; Poales; Poaceae
Source: RefSeq, a predicted model, not a curated record